CCGGCAGUUGAACAAAGGAUGGUGUCGUGUUUUUUGGGGGAAGGGAGGCUGCUGGAGGACGGAGACUUUCGACUUUCACCGGGCUGAGGACGUCGACUUUCAUCUUCCUUUCUUACUUCCUUCACCCCUUCCCGGAGACGACGACCCUUCUUCGCCAAGGGGCAGCAGAGAAGGGAGAAAUUGUGGCAUUAGGGCGUUGAGGAGGAAAAAGGAGGAGGAGAGGAAUUCGGGCUGUUUAAGAUGGCGUCGCAAGAGUACGUGGACAAGAUGGAGGCUCGCAAGAACUUCACCAAUCUCUGGCACACUGACCUGAUAAGCACCAUGCAGGUGGAUCUGCCAUAUUGCUGUCUCGCGUUUUGGUGUGGACCCUGUGUAUCAUACAUGCUUCGCAAACGAGCUCUAUACGGUGAUAUGAACAGAUACGUGUGUUGUGCAGGUUACAUGCCAUGCAGUGGAAGAUGUGGCGAAAGUAAGUGCCCAGAGUUUUGCCUAUUCACAGAGGUUCUUCUAUGCUUUGGAAAUUCUGUCGCAUCAACACGUUUUUUGUUGCAAGAUCAGUUCAAUAUUCAGACAACACCUUGCGACAACUGCAUAAUUGGAUUCAUGUUUUGUCUCCAACAACUAGCAUGCAUAUUUUCUAUUAUUGCGAUGAUUGUAGGAAGUGAUGAAAUACAAGCUGCUUCACAUGCACUCAACUGUUUGUCAGAUUCUGUGUACUGCACGGUUUGUGCAUGCAUGCAGACCCAACACAAGAUUGAAAUGGAUAAACGAGAUGGUAAGUUCGGCCCACCAGGCCCAAUGGCAGUUCCUCCUGUUCAGCAGAUGUCACGCAUAGACCAACCUCUUCCUCCACAAGCUGGCUAUGUUGCUUCCUACCCUGGACAACCUGCAUAUCCUCCUUAUGGAUACCCUCCACCUGCUGGUUAUCCUCCUGCUCCUGCUGGUUAUCCUCCUGCUCCCGCUGGUUAUCCUCCUCCUCCUCCUCAGCCAUAUUCUUCUCAGCCCUAUGCUCCUCACGGCUAUUACUCCAAGUGAAAAAACUGGGAUAUUCUGCUUCAGCGUUACACGGUGGACAACAGAGAGAACGUGACUGAUUUGAAUGACAGUUUAUUAUGUUGGCAGUAUUAAGUCGAAAAUUCAGAUCUACAGUGUAUUUGGGAAAAUUUAGUGCACAAAUAAGACUCUUUGGGUGACUGUUUCCUUGUUCGGGGUUUGUUAAUAGAAGACUAGCUUCAUUUGUGAGAAGCGACAUAGCUCUUAAUUUUUUAAUGAGAUUUGGAUCUUUCAACUUUGGCCAAA
Molecule: messenger RNA, 1299 nt
Organism: Nymphaea colorata (pocket water lily)
Lineage: Eukaryota; Viridiplantae; Streptophyta; Magnoliopsida; Nymphaeales; Nymphaeaceae
Exons: 9
Coding region: 241-1035 (264 amino acids)
Source: RefSeq, a predicted model, not a curated record